This is a messenger RNA of Thamnophis sirtalis, 4680 nucleotides long. RefSeq names its product zinc finger and BTB domain containing 14 (gene ZBTB14). Gene Ontology annotation, molecular function: RNA polymerase II cis-regulatory region sequence-specific DNA binding; DNA-binding transcription factor activity, RNA polymerase II-specific; protein binding. The record is from RefSeq and is a predicted model, not a curated record. Gene Ontology annotation, biological process: regulation of transcription by RNA polymerase II. Lineage: Eukaryota; Metazoa; Chordata; Lepidosauria; Squamata; Natricidae.
CGCGCGCCGUUGAGUCUGCCGGCCUGCAAAGGCUGCCUCGCGUUACUGGAACCGCCCCCGUCUCCUUUACCGGAGGCAAGAAGAUGCCGGAGAUGGCGCAGUCCCGUGCAGCGCGGCAGCAGGCGAAAACUCGCUCCGGGGUGCAGGGAGUCCAGGAUAACAUUCUGCUUCCAAAACAUUGCUCAGAUACUAAGGAAAGAUCUUUCCUUGUUCAUGGAGUUUUUCAUCAGUAUGUCUGAAACCAUUAAAUAUAAUGACGACGAUCACAAAACUGUGUUUCUGAAAACAUUAAAUGAGCAACGAUUGGAAGGAGAAUUUUGUGACAUAGCUAUUGUUGUAGAAGAUGUAAAAUUCAGGGCACACAGGUGUGUUCUAGCUGCUUGUAGUACCUAUUUUAAAAAACUUUUCAAAAAACUGGAAGUUGACAGCUCAUCUGUAAUUGAAAUAGAUUUCCUUCGAUCUGAUAUAUUUGAGGAAGUGCUCAAUUAUAUGUACACAGCCAAGAUUUCAGUUAAGAAAGAAGACGUCAAUUUAAUGAUGUCAUCUGGUCAGAUUCUUGGUAUUAGAUUUUUGGAUAAACUUUGUUCUCAAAAACGGGACGUAUCAAGUCCAGAAGACAAUUCACAGUCAAAGAAUAAGUAUUGUCUUAAAAUUAAUAGACCGAUUGGGGAGUCUAAUGAUAACCAAGAUGAUGAGGUUGAAGAAAUUGGCGAUCACGAUGAUAGCCCAUCGGAUAUGACAAUGGAAGGAACUCCUCCUAGUCAAGAGGAUGGUAAAUCGCCAACUGCUACUUUGAGAGUUCAGGAAGCAAUUCUGAAGGAGCUGGGGAGUGAAGAGGUUCGAAAAGUGAACUGCUAUGGUCAAGAAGUAGAGUCUAUAGAGUCUGCUGAAACGAAAGAAUUGGGAUCACAAACUCCUCAGGCUCUAGCAUUUAAUGAUGGCAUAAGUGAAGUUAAAGAUGAACAGACACCAGCAUGGACAACAGCAGCUGGAGACAUGAAAUUUGAGUAUUUGCUUUAUGGUCACAGGGAACAAAUCGCAUGUCCAGCAUGUGGCAAAACAUUUUCUGAUGAAGCACGAUUGAGAAAACAUGAAAAACUCCAUACUGCAGAUAGGCCCUUUGUUUGUGAAAUGUGCACUAAAGGCUUCACUACUCAAGCCCACUUGAAAGAGCAUCUAAAAAUCCAUACAGGCUACAAGCCAUAUAGUUGUGAAGUAUGUGGAAAGUCUUUUAUUCGUGCACCAGACCUAAAAAAGCACGAGAGGGUUCACAGUAAUGAAAGACCAUUUGCAUGUCACAUGUGUGACAAAGCUUUUAAGCAUAAGUCCCACCUGAAAGAUCAUGAAAGAAGACAUAGAGGGGAGAAACCUUUUGUCUGCAGCUCUUGUACUAAAGCAUUUGCCAAAGCAUCUGAUUUAAAGAGACAUGAGAACAAUAUGCACAGUGAAAGGAAGCAAGUAACCACAGCCAGUGCCCUCCAAAGUGAAACUGAACAGUUACAGGCAGCUGCCAUGGCUGCUGAGGCAGAACAGCAACUUGAAACUAUAGCUUGUAGCUAAAAAGAGGAGUGGCCAAAUGCUGGAAAAUGUUCGGACUGAAAAAUUCACUACUGAGUAUUUUAGCGUGAUUUAGAAAGUAGAAAUAUAGUUGCAGUUUGCAGCAAAAAAACCUCUCAUAUCAAGCAUGGAUAAGACCUUAAUCAAGGUAUCCGUCCAGUUGGAUAUAAAUUUUUUAGAAGUCAGACUAGCUGUGUUUUAUUCCUCUCUUUAAAGUGCUGGGUUUCAAUGCAUGCUUUGCCCCAUUGGAAUAAACUCUGCAUGUGGAAUGGAAGAUGUUACACUCCGAUGCUCAGUGAAAUUAAGUCUUAAGUAUUUGGAUUUAAGCUACAUUUGUUUCAUUUAAUCCAGUUGCUUGGCACCUAAAUAUGUUGUUUUAUGAUUUAAGAAGAUCCUAAAUUAGAGAUUGUCAGCAAUGGUGGGAAAUUAUAGGAUAAGUUGCCAAGUCAAAAAUAAAUACUUGUUAGAGAUUCGUUGCACUGCAAGUGCUACGUAGCUGAGUCUCAUGGAUUUCAGCAGGAAGUAGUACCAUGUGAGUAAAACAAGAUUAGAUUAAUUCAAAAUGUGUUGAUUUAUUGGCCUACAAAUUGUGCUGUUAGCAAACAGUUUGAUAAAUUAUGUCUACUAUAACAGGUAUUUUUUUAAAAAAUGGGAAAUUAUGAAUUUUACUGAGUGCAAGAAUUAAUUUGUAGGAGGUGACUAUUAAUUUCCAAUGUUCUAAUCAAAAGUAAUGAAAUGUAAUUAGAUUUCAUAUUUUAUUUUGUUGUUGUUUCUCUCCAGUUUAAUCUACUGUCACUAUUGAUAAAAGGUGCAUGAGCAGUAGAAACUAUAGUGGGUUUCCUCCCAUAGAUGGGUGGCAGUGAAGCUGCAUGGAGCUUUUCAUUAACUGAUAUGUUUUAGAUGCAAAAUGGCCAACGUUUUAAGUAGCGUGAAUUUUUUUAUUCCUCCUCUCCCACAGAAAUAGAAAUAGGAGAUAUCAGGCCUGAAAUAACACCAUGAAAUUUAGGCAUCUUCUUAUUAUAAAUUUUAUUUUUAAAAAACACAACAAAUAAUAAAAAUUGAUUCCAGUGUCAUUGCACCAUCUGGUUGCCUCUUGAAGUCCUCCUUAUGAAGGAAAUGACUCUUAAACCACUGCCCAUCUCUAAUUAAACGACGACUACAAAACAUCCUGAUGUUUUUCUUAUCUUUUCUGAUCACUGUACUUUGCAGUCUUAUUAACACAUAUUUCACAUUAAGCUUCAUUAUACUUAUUGAAUUUGCUCAUUGCAAGCAUACAUGCCUUUUUAUUUGAAGGCAUGGAGGAAGUGUAUAUUUGUUAUGAACCAUGGACAAAAGUUUUCAGGAAUAUUGCUUUAACAUCGGGCACGACCCACUGGGACAUCUUGACUAAAUUGGAAGGAUUUCCUCUUAAGAUUCAUACUCUGCAACCAUUCUGACUCUUCCUUGGCAGUUUUUAGGUUUAGCAAAUCUACUAAGACUUGUUUGAUACCUAUCUAUCUGAUAGUGGCUUUUUGCUUUCUCUGCCCUGACAAAGAAAAGAUUGCUAGCUGAAUUGUCUGCAGUUUCCUUUAAUAAUACUUAAGAUUUUUCCCCCUGUAUUAUAAACAAAAAGGACAAUUGGGAGAAAUGUAGAAUUCAAGUACAAAUCCUUGCUAAUAAGAUUAUAAUACCCCAGGAUUUGGGGAUAUUUAGCAAGAAUUAAAAUUGUCACUAUUGAGGCAGCAUAAUUAUCAAGGGUUCAUAUUCUAGUGCAGAUAGCACAAUGGAGUUAAGGCAGUAAGUGUAAGAAAAAGAUACAAAGAAGAAGCUAACAUGACUCUGAAAAUAAAUUGAAAGUAAAUUCAUUUCAGUCGCUUCCAAUUAAUGAAUAAAUUGUUAGGACUUAUUUUUGCUGCUCUUGAACACUAGAUAAGAAUUAAUUCUAAUGUUCCUGAUAGUUCGGUGAGUCAGAAAAGUUAAAUGUAGGUUUGAAUUCUGGGCAUUGUUCCAAGAGAAAUCAAAGAUUCCAGCUUUGAUUGUAUGGUAUCUUUUUCGGUAUGGAAGUGGAGUCCUGAGCCCCAAAUAAACUUUAAAUAGCAUAGUGUCAAAUGUUGGCAUCUCAGGCCUUUAGUGACUUUUCCAUGAAACUUGGAAAAAUUGGAAUAAUGGAUUUUAGUUUGGAAAAACAGAACAAUAUAGUUAUCACAUUUGAGUGGAAGAAUUUAGAAUUAGACAAUUGAAUGUACUUUUUUUCUAUUGUAUUUGUUGCUCGAAAACUUUGUAUCCCAUUAGUGAACAUAGUUCAGUCCUGUAUGUGUUUACUCAGAUGUCCCACAGAAUUCAACAUAAUUACUCCCACCAUAAUGUUACAGAAUUUCAACAUAAGACGAUUCAAUCAAUUGUGUGGUUUUGGGAUUUAUAUUUAAUUAGAAAGUAUCUUAUAUGAAAGUAAGCCUUACUGACCUAAACCAUGCAGCUUACUAAUGAGUAUGCUUGAACUUGCAGCUUAAUGCCUGUGCUUCAUAAGCAAUUAUCCUGCUUAUCUUCACAAAAUUACAGCUAGCUUUUGGGGACAGAUUCAUAUUCGUUUUUGAUUAUCUUUCAGUGAAUGAAGUUAUCUCUUGAAGUAUUUAUCCAAGGAAUUAAUAGAAGAUGAUGGGAGCUUUUCCAUAGAAGAAAAUGGUUAGCUGAAAUUUUUAGAAAAUUUCACUUAGCCUACCAAUCUGAAAUUAAUUUACUAGUCUAAUUUAAAAUAAAAUCAAAGUAAUUAUUUCAGUUACAGGUUUUAUUUGUAACAAACUAGAAUGGGUUUUCUAUGAAGCAAAAAGAAAUGUGAUCAUUUACAAAUCUUGAAAAACAUUUCUCCACAUAUUUAUACAUAAUUGUUUUAGAUGUAUUAAUACAAAUGAAGUUGAACACGGAUAUGUUCUGACAGGGGUCAGAUAAGUAUUUAUAAAUUAAUAUGAGUCAAACAUCUCUUACAUUUCUAUAUGAAGCUAACAUUUUAAACAAUAAUGUUGCAUAUUGCUAUGGUCUUUGUUACAAUGUCAUUGUGAAAUAUUCAUUGAAUAGGCAACUUAAAGUUAUAUUUAAAAUGCCAAAAGUUUGAAAUGUAUCUUGUAAAUAAAACUUGAAUAUUUUAGA